Molecule: messenger RNA, 450 nt
Organism: Meloidogyne enterolobii
Lineage: Eukaryota; Metazoa; Nematoda; Chromadorea; Rhabditida; Meloidogynidae
Source: the annotation of a GenBank genome assembly
AUGACAGCUUUUUUGAAUUUACAGAUGUAUUUUAAUUUUAAUACUCUUUUCUUGUUAAUUUUCCUUGUAAUUGUUGAGGCAAUACCUGACCACUACAAGACAUUAGAAGUCUCACAAAAUGCGUCAAAAGAGGAAAUCAAAAAAGCAUACAAGAAAUUAAUGAUGAAAUAUCAUCCGGACAAAACUGGGAAUGAUCCAGAAGCCUUGGAAAUUGCACAAAAAAUAAAUGAUGCUCAUGACAUUCUUAAGGAUGAAGUAACCCGAAGGAAUUAUGACAAUGAAUGGCGCUCAUUUUAUGGAUUCUCUAAUGCAACGUCUAGUGAAUCACGUAAAUCGCCUGGUGGGACAUCACCAACAUCUCCAACGUCUGAAGGAUCACCUUUCACAACGUUUGGUGGAAAUUGGUCACAAGGUUCACAAGGAUUUACAAAUUUUGGUAUUUUAUUUUAA